AUGAUUGAAGAAGCGGGCAGAUUGAUCGACGGUAAAGUUCUGGGCGAUGAGAGCGUCUCACCGGUGGAGAUCUCAUUUUCUGCGUCUGUAUUCGAGCGAUCGAAAUUUCUUAACAAUCUCAGUAUUGGUUUAGACAUCAGCUCAACGAACAUUAACGGAAGCAGGCGUACCGUGCUCGAUCAUGCUUUAAAUCAGCACAAUGCAGUUAUGUUCGGCGUUCAAAUGGAUGAACAUGGCGCAUUAGUUGUUAGCAACGGGGAGUUAACUCAACAAACAGAAGACGAGUCUCGCGGUAAAACGCUUCUUCUCAAUGAGACGAUGGAAGCAUGCAGGAGUAAACAUGCUAGAGUUGUGAUCAAUGUACUACAUUACAACUCGGAUCUCUUGAAUGAAGUCAUUAGCUACGUGAGAAAAUAUGAUCUUCUCUCUGAUGUCGUUGUUACCAGCUUCAACCCGCUUGUUCCGCUCUCCAUCAAGAAGAAAGAGUCACGGAUUUUGACAGGUUUGCGUAUUGGCUGUUGGUAA
This is a messenger RNA of Cooperia oncophora, 525 nucleotides long. Lineage: Eukaryota; Metazoa; Nematoda; Chromadorea; Rhabditida; Trichostrongylidae. The record is from the annotation of a GenBank genome assembly.